This is a messenger RNA of Rhinolophus ferrumequinum (greater horseshoe bat), 4844 nucleotides long. RefSeq names its product 5-hydroxytryptamine receptor 3B (gene HTR3B). Lineage: Eukaryota; Metazoa; Chordata; Mammalia; Chiroptera; Rhinolophidae. Gene Ontology annotation, cellular component: neuron projection; synapse; postsynaptic membrane. The record is from RefSeq and is a predicted model, not a curated record. Gene Ontology annotation, molecular function: extracellular ligand-gated monoatomic ion channel activity; transmembrane signaling receptor activity; neurotransmitter receptor activity. Gene Ontology annotation, biological process: regulation of membrane potential; monoatomic ion transmembrane transport; chemical synaptic transmission.
UCGCCAUGGUAUCAAUUCCAAAGCAUUUGUGUGGUGUUAGCAUUGCCUCUGGUUCCGUUUAGUGUUUACAAAAGAGAACCAGCAAGGACAGCAUAAACGGACAAACAAAAAAGAAGGAAGUGGAAAGAAGCCCUUUUAGGAAAAAUUGAGAGGCAUUCCAUCCAAUAGGUGUUCCACCCAAUUUGCAUGUCUCCUCUUUGGGACGCGUCCGGGAACAUUGGCGGGUGCGAUGACUCUUCUGUGGUUCUUCCUCCUGUUAGCUGCCUCAGGAAUCCUAGCCAUGAAUACACCUCAUCCCAGGAAUUCUACUCUGUAUCAUCUCAGCAAACAACUAUUACAGAAAUACCACAAAGAAGUGAGACCAGUGCACGAUUGGACGGAGGCCACCACUGUAUACCUGGACGUAUUUGUUCAUGCUGUAUUGGAUGUGGAUGCACAGAAUCAAAAAUUAAAGACAAGUGUAUGGUACCGUGAGGUUUGGGAUGAUGAAUUUUUAUCCUGGAACUCCAGCAUGUUUGAUGAUAUUAGAGAGAUAUCCCUACCUCUCAGUGCCAUCUGGGCCCCUGACAUCAUCAUCAAUGAAUUUGUGGACAUUGAACGAUUACCUGAUCUUCCCUAUGUUUAUGUGAACUCAUCGGGGACCAUUAAGAACUCUAAAUCCAUCCAGGUGGUCUCUGCAUGCAGUUUAGAGACAUACGCUUUUCCAUUUGAUGUCCAGAAUUGCAGCCUAACCUUCAAUAGCAUUCUGCACACAGUGGAAGAUGUAGACCUGGAUUUCCUGAGGAGCAGAGAAGACAUUAAGCAUGACAAAAAGGCAUUUCUGAAUGACAGUGAGUGGGAACUUCUUUCUGUAUCCUCAACCUACAACCUCCUGCGGAACAGCGCUGGAGAUUUUGCACAGAUUCAGUUUCACGUGGUGAUUCGCAGGCGCCCGCUGGUCUACGUGGUGAGCCUACUAAUUCCCAGCGUCUUCCUCAUGCUGGUGGACCUCGGGAGCUUCUACCUGCCCCCCACGUGCCGCGCCAGAAUUGUGUUCAAGACCAGCGUGCUGGUGGGUUACACGGUCUUCAGGGUCAACAUGUCUGAGAUGCCCCGGAGCGCAACGAGCACCCCUCUGAUUGGGGUCUUCUUCACAGUCUGCAUGGCCUUCUUGGUCCUCAGCUUGUCUAAAUCCAUCUUGUUGCUCAAAUUCCUUCACGAUGAGCAGUGCCGUGGGCAGGAGUGGCCCCCCUUGUGCCUUCGAGGGGACACUGAUGCUGAUGGGCCUAGAAGGGAUCCCACGGCUCAGCUUGCUGGGGUGACAGAAUCCCCUGUCUGUCGAGAGCACCAGGAUCAGUCAGGGACCCUGAAGGAAGUCUUGUUCCAGCUUCAAUCCAUCAGCAACUACUUCCAAACCCAAGACCAAGUGGACCAACAGGAGAUUGGGUGGCGGGUCCUCCUGGAGCGCUUUGACCAACUGCUCUUUCAAGGCUACCUUGUUGUGCUGGGAUUCUACACCAUAACCCUGUGCUCCCUCUGGGUGCUGUGGAGCGGCUCAUGAAGACUGAAGUUGGCUGGUCUCAGUCCACGUGCUCUCAGAGCACUUCAGGAAGGUUGAAAUUGGAAGGGAGGUGUGGUGGGUUAAAAAGCUCUCCAGCCCCUGUUGCCUCUUUUCAUUCAGUUCAGGUGUGCACACCUAGUGAGCUGUUGAAUGACCCAGGAGUGAUGUAGUCAUGAUGAAAAUGCAUAAACAGUAUGAGGAAUGCAGUGACAAGUAAGCCUGCCUUCUUAUCCCUGUGUACUGCCCAAAAGUGAUCACUGUUAGCAAUCUCUUUUAGAAAAUUUCUAGGCAUACAAGCAUAUAUGUACAUUUCAGCAGCUUUUGGGGGUUUUUUAAGUGUAAGACUCCUCCAUCUCCCAGUCCUGUCUUGCUCAAUUAUUCAGUGUCAUUCAACAAAACCUUUAUUGAGUGUCAAUUAAGUUCCAGGCAUUGUGUUAGGCACACCAGAAAAUACAAAAUAAGUUAGUCAUAGAUCGAUCAUUCUUCACUUGACUUGAUUUCUGAGGUCAACUUGUAUCAACCAGAACACAAAAUUCCCACCAUAUCUGAAGCUCUUGCUCUACUCUCCCAGCUGCAUCCAUCUGCCUCUGUGCUACCUCAGCACUGCGUUACUGUUGGAGGGAAUCAAGGUGCCAAGGCUUCCAAGCCCAAUCUAGCACAACAUUUAGUCAGCACAUACCAUGUGUAAGGCACUGAGCUGAGCAAUACGCUUAACACAUGGCCCUUGGGUUAGAGGAAUGUAUCAUCUGCUCUCCUUGUGUUAGUCUACCUGGGCUGUCGUGACAAAAUACCACAGACUGUGUAGUUAAAACAAAGAUUUAUUUGUCACAGCUCUGGAGGCUGCAAGUCUAAGAUGAAGGUGCUGGCAGGGUUGGUUUUUUCUGAGGCCUCUCUCCUUGGCUUAUAGGAAGGUAGCUACCUUCCCCAUGUAUCCUCACAUGCUCUUUCCUCUGUGUGUGUCUGUGUCCAAAUUUUCUCUCAUAAGGACACUAGUCAUAUUGGGCUAGGCCCCAAAUAAUGACCCCAUUUGACCUUAAUUAGUUCUUUAAAGGCCUUAUCUCCAAAUACAGUCAUAUUGUGAGACAGCGGGGGUUACGACUUCAACAUAUGAAUUUUGGGGAGACACAAUUCAGUCAAUAAUACUGACGUGAUUGUGGAAGCUGGCAAAUCCAAAAUCUGCAGGAUAGGCCAGCAGGCUGGAGACCCAGGGAAGACCUGCAGUUUGAGUCUAAAGGCAGUUUGCUGGCAGGAUUUCCUCUUCUGGAUGGGACAGUCUUCCUAUUAAGGCCUUCAAAUGAUUGGAUGAGGCCCCCUACUUUCUGGAAGAUAACCUGUUCUACUCAAACUCUACUGAUUUAAAUGUUAAUCCAUCUGAAAAAAUACCCUCACAGGAACAUCUAGAAGGUUUAACCAAAUAUCUGGGUACUGUGGUCUAGCCAAGUUGACUCAUAAAAUUAACCAUCCCCGUCCUGCUGGCUCCUUAGCUUCGUAUCUAUGCUCACGGCUGCUUGUGCAGAAUAGAAGAGCCCUGAUCCCCUGGCACUUGGGUAACUAAUCCAUUUCUGGCUCAUACUCUUCAGUAGUUAAAUCUGCAUUGAGUAACCUAUUGUAUGGCAGUUCCUGUGGCUUCAUAACCUGAAUCCUAAGAUUAGAAUUCAGGCCUUCCACAACAUUUCUCUCUUAUACUUGACUUUCUUCAUUUCUCUUUGCUUCCUAUUACAGUCUUCAAUCCAGCCAAGACAACCUGCUUGCCAUCCUGCUCAGGAAGGGCUUUAUUUCCACCUAAGCCUCUACUUUUAGUUGACAUACUCGUCUUCUGUUUCCCCCACCUGUAUGUCACUGUCUGAGAACCCUGCUCAAAACCACCUUCUUCCCCCAACUUUUUUACUUGAUCACUCCAUGACUCUGUCCCCUCUUCUCUCUCUUUCGUCUUGCGUUAGCUUUUAUCCUUCUACCGUUGAACGUUUUGUAACCGCGUGUGUGCAUCACUUGUCAACUAGACCACACGCUCCGAGAACAGUAAUCCUGUUUCCUAUUUCUGGUUUAUCGCUCAUCUCUGCCCAGAUCCAUACAGAGUUUUGCUUAUGGUGAUUCUGCAGUAACUGUCACAGGACGACUCACACCAGCUCACUGAUGAUGGUGGGCAUAGUUCUAGUGUGUUUUCCCAAGUAUGAGGGACAAAAUCUACCAAAGGUCAGACCCCCAGUCCCUCGGUGUCCCUCACUCAGGGCAGCCCUCAGGAGUUGGGCUGCAUGAUAGUCAUCUCUCCUGACGCUGCUGCAGAGGACACAAAAGUCCAAAGCUGUUUGCUAGGAACUUUUUCCAGCACUAAAAUUGCCUUUUAAAAAAAUCUGCCCCCCUCCGUCCCCCCCGGAAGAAAAAGAAUUUAAAUUCAAACAGCCUUUACCUGCAUCCUUCCUCUCUCAUUACCUCCCAGUUAGUGCUCAACGCCAAUUGUCCAUGAAAUUCCACUGCUGCUGUUAAUGAAAUGAGGAACAUAAGAAGUUUGUGAACAGGAAGUAUCCAUGCAAACCCCCUGUUUCCCUCCUCACUUCCUGCUUUCUACCCCUGGCUUCCUCUGCCUCGACCUGCUUAGUUAGCCUCUAAACUAAAUCCUAAAUCUUUCUAUAUUUCCUCAGUUAUUAGAGGAGAAAAAGGUCUGCAGUGAACUCCCCACUAUGGAGCCUCCUUCCUUUCUAACCGUGUCUUGAAGAAAGCACCUGAUUUUGGUCCUGGUUCCAUCAUUGUCUAGCUGGGGGACCUUGAGCUUGACUUCUCAGAGCUUCAGCUUCAACUUACCCUAUUUGACAUUGGGGUUGCUUAUACUUACUCUGCUCAUAUCACAUAAUUUUGAGGAUCAGAAUGAAGCAAUGUAUUUAACAGCACUUUGAAAAGUAAAUAAUACAUCACAAAAUAAAACUAAGACCUGCCUGCUAUCAACAUACGGAUUUGUCUUAAGUCUUUGGUGUGAGGUCCCACUUCCAGCCACCUCUAUCAGAAUCCAGUAACAGGCUGUGGUUCUCUCUAGAAGGGCCUUGAUUCCAGGAUGCCAAGGCCAAGAGCUAAAGCCCUCAUAUGCCUCCUUACAGAGAAGUUGAGUACUGGGGGCUGCCAAAGGGACUUUCUGUUCUACUUCCAUGCAGCUCACCUCUUCCGAGAGAACAUCUCUGAGUUUCUUUAUGUCGGCCUACAAGAAGCAGCCCUUCGGGAGCGAAGCCUGGCUACUAAGCUGAGCCGCAGUGUGGCCCUGAUCGCAACACGGUACCCAGGAAAUCAUUCUAAGCACCAGGGGCAGGUCUGCACC